GGUGUCAGUGACCCCCAGCACAGCCGUCACCUCAUCUCCUCUCUAUCUCCUGUAACCGACUUGUUUGCUUUUCUUCCUGCAGAUACCAGACAAGUGCAGACAUCUCCCUCCUGGUCCUAUGACCAGUCCUAUCAGUACCUUGGGUCCAUCGCCACCCCAUCCGUGCACCCAGCUACGCCCAUCUCACCAGGACGAGCCAGUGGCAUGUCUUCGCUCAGCGCAGAGAUCUCCAGCCGAUUAUCAGAAUGUGGCUGCCCGUGUUUUAAGCUUUCCUGUCCCUUAUCUGUGAAUUCUUUUUGUUUCCAAUCAGGAGCUUCAGACUUGACAGCGUUUAGCGACCCCCGAGUCGGAAUUGAUCGCCAGUUCUCCGCCCUGCCGUCCAUUUCAGACCCCCGCAUGCACUAUCCUGGAGCGUUCACGUACACCCCAUCUCCAGUAACUUCAGGAAUUGGUAUUGGCAUGUCAGCCAUGAACACUGCUACGAGGUACCAUACCUACUUACCACCGCCCUACCCAGGAUCUUCUCAGGCUCAAGGUGGACCUUUCCAGACCAGCUCUCCUUCGUACCACCUCUAUUACGGAACACCGGCUGGAUCAUACCAAUUCUCCAUGAUGUCAGGGGGAGACAGGUCACCUCCUCGCAUCCUCCCUCCUUGCACUAAUGCUUCCACGGGGGUCCGCUCUCCUAAACCCAAACCUCCCGAACCAAAACGACGUGGUAGAAACGGAAGGAAGCCACAGCAACUCGCCAACCAACAUGGGCACCACGGCACGUCUGGAGGAAGCAGUCUGGCGGCCAUAUUAAGGAAAAAUAAGGCAUCAACUAUGUGA
This is a messenger RNA of Staurois parvus, 831 nucleotides long. NCBI's taxonomy places the organism in Eukaryota, Metazoa, Chordata, Amphibia, Anura, Ranidae. The record is from the annotation of a GenBank genome assembly.